ACUUUUAACAGGAGUUAAAUGUUCCAGCUGGCAUGUUCCUGGUGAGUCUGCGUGGUGUUUGAUCUGCGCUGUUUGUUCAGGGGAAGCCCACAUCAAAGUUCAAAUGUGGACUUUUCAGAUCAGUCUGAAACUGAACAGAACAGACCUAACACACCACAUCAAUCUACAGGAUGAGGCUCCUCAUGCUCAUCGCUGUGUCCUGCCUGCUGGCUGACCUCUGUCAAGGCGGGAUCAAAGAUCUGGGCUCCCACUUCAGCCCCCCCAGCCCCCAGCCUGACCUCAACCCUCGGAGCCUAGGCAAGGGGGGUGCCCUGGAGGGGGUCCAGGAUGUGGAGGCCCUGCCCCUGGACUUCCACCAGGAGAACACAGUGACGAGCGACAUUCCUCUGGAGGGCUACGAGGAUGAGGACUACAUCGACUUUGAUAAGAUCUUGGCAGAAGGAGGGGACGACUACAGUGAGGGGGACGAGAUAGACGAGAUUGCCACGCCGGCCCCAGACAUCGACGUGUUCUCUGAGCCAUCUGACCCCAAGGCCCGGCGUGCCCGACUUCUCCGCCUCUUCCACGGCCGCUCGCGCCUCCAGAGGAUCAACACCGUCAACGCCCGCUUCGGGUUCAACCUCUACCGCAGCCUCCGCAACCACGUCAACCAGAGCGACAAUAUCUUGCUGGCCCCCGCCAGCAUCUCCAUCGCCAUGGGGAUGAUGGCACUGGGGGCAGGGCCCGGGACCCACGUCCAGCUCUUUGAAGCCACAGGAUUUGCGGAUUUCGUCAACGCCAGUCAUCAUUAUGACAACACCACGGUGCACAAGCUCUUCCGGAAGCUGACCCACAGGCUGUUCCGGAGGAACUUCGGAUACACCCUGCGCUUUGUCAACGACCUGUACCUGAAGAAGGACGUUCCCGUGGAGGCGGGUUUCUCGACGGACAGCAAGGCCUACUACUACGCAGAACCCCAGUCGGUGGACUUCAAAGACCCUGCGUUCCUCAAGAUGGCCAACAGACGCAUCCUCAAACUCACCAAGGGGCUGAUCAAAGAGCCUCUGAAGAGCGUUGAUGCCAACAUGGCGCUGAUGCUCCUCAACUACCUCUACUUCAAAGGCACCUGGGAGAGCAAGUUCCCCAAGGAGGCCACUUACUUCAGGAACUUCCGCAUGACGGAGAAGAUCAAUGUGCGGGUUCCCAUGAUGCAGAACAAGGGCAUGUACAUGGCAGCAGCCGACCACGAGCUGCAGUGUGACAUCCUGCAGCUGCCGUACUGUGGGAACAUGAGCAUGCUGGUAGUCCUGCCCAGGAAGAUGUCAGGCAUGAGGACCCUAGAGCAGAAAAUCUCCCCCACUGUGGUCAGUAGGUGGAUUAGCAACAUGACCAAUAGGACACGCGAGGUUGUGUUCCCCCGGUUCAAACUGGAGCAGAGUUACGAUCUGAUAGACAACCUGAAGGAGAUGGGUCUGACAAAGCUGUUCCAGGACAAGGCGGACUUCUCUGGGAUGACUUCAGAGAAGAUCGGCAUCAACUGGCUGAAACACCAGGGCACCAUCACGGUGAAUGAGGAAGGCACGGAGGCGGCAGCCCUGACCCAGGUGGGCUUCAUGCCCCUCUCCUCCCAGGUCCGCUUCGUGGUGGACCACCCUUUCCUGUUCCUGGUCUACGAACACCGCACAGAUUGCCUGCUGUUCAUGGGCCGCGUGGUCAACCCCUCUCAGAGCUAGAUCCCCCCCCCUCCUGCCUGCCUCCUAACGCCCUGCCACC
Hypomesus transpacificus is the source of this 1752-nucleotide messenger RNA. RefSeq names its product serpin peptidase inhibitor, clade D (heparin cofactor), member 1 (gene serpind1). The coding region runs from base 171 to 1712 and encodes 513 amino acids. Gene Ontology annotation, biological process: blood coagulation; negative regulation of endopeptidase activity. The transcript is spliced from 7 exons. NCBI's taxonomy places the organism in Eukaryota, Metazoa, Chordata, Actinopteri, Osmeriformes, Osmeridae. The record is from RefSeq and is a predicted model, not a curated record. Gene Ontology annotation, molecular function: serine-type endopeptidase inhibitor activity.